CGCAAGGGUUGACAAAAAUCGCCAUUUAUUACGCCGAUUGAUAAUGUGCAUAAAAUUUUGGGGAGUGUUUGAAUUUGCUUUACGUGGACAUGACGAAAGUAGGGAAUCACAAAAUCCUGGUAUAUUUCGAGAUCAUUUGAAAGAAGCAAUGGUUUUUAAAGGAACCCCUAAAACUGUCCAAAAUGAACUUUUAGAUGCCAUGAACACCGAAGGCAAAAAGGUGUUGAAUAUCACAAAUUUAAACCAGCAAAAGAAAAGGAAUCGUCAUCAGAGUAAUCGGAUACAAAUACAUAAGUGAUUACGAUGAUGUGGUGGCAAGUUUAAAUUAUGGUAGUCAAGCUUCAAGAGCGUCGGCUCGUGAAGCUGUUUGUCCUAACCACAGCCACAACAGGCGUUAUGGAUCUUAAACACUCGCAUUCCUGAGGCUUGCUUCUAUCCCUGCAAAGGUAGCAACCAACUGGACAGCCUGAUUCAGUAUAGGGUUGGAAAUCCGGUAUUGUCAUUCUACCUCCAUGGAUAUUGCAGAUAAAUAUUCACGUGAAAAUGGCAAGAAGAGAAAAGCUCUCUCAUUUUAGGCUGCUCUCUUUCCGCAUAAUGGGCGUCCACAAAGAAUAACAUCUAGUGCUCCAUCUUCUUUCAACCAACAAGAAGAAGAAUGUUGGAACCCUACUCUUCCAACUUGAUAUGGAUCAUCGUAGUGGGUUUCGUGAUAGCCUUCGUUCUCGCUUUCGGCAUCGGUGCCAACGACGUGGCCAAUUCCUUCGGCACCAGUGUUGGAUCAAAAGUGCUAACAAUAUUCCAAGCAUGUUGUUUGGCCACGGUGUUCGAAAUUGCCGGUGCCAUCCUCAUAGGUUACAAGGUUUCGGACACAAUGCGGAAGGGCAUCCUAGACAUCAACUACUACAAAGGUGCCGAGGUGGAGUUGAUGCUAGGGUCCUUGAGCGCUUUGGCAUCCAGCGCUGCUUGGUUGAUGGUAGCCACGUUUUUUAAAUUGCCCAUUUCUGGAACCCACAGCAUAGUCGGCGCCACUGUUGGCUACAGCCUUGUCGCCAGAGGGACCAGGGGUGUACACUGGGGGACACUCGGAAAAAUUGUGGGUUCAUGGUUUAUUUCUCCUGUGCUCAGCGGUCUCACUUCAGUCAGCAUAUUACUAAUAAUCAAACACUGCAUCCUGUCUAAACCCGACCCUGUACAAGCUGGACUCGUGUCUCUACCCCUUUUCUACAGCUUCACAAUCCUAGUCAACGUGUUUUCCAUCGUUCAUGAUGGCCCUCGGUUAUUACACAUGGAUAACAUUCCGUUCUGGCUAGCCGCUACCAUAAGUCUUUCCGUCGCUUUAGUUAGUAUGAUCCUUAUUUGGAUGAUUGUAGUCCCUUGGCAAAGGAAAAGAAUCAGAGCCGAUCUACUAGCAGAGAAACCUCCUGUCAAUUUCAACAUCGGCGAGUCCACUGAUACUUCUCCGGAAGGCAGCCCAAAAAGGUCCAACCGAAACUCUACGGCUUUAUCUGAACGUCAAUUAACUGUUAUAUCAGAGAAUACCGAGCUUCAGGCCAUGGAAAAUAGAAUAACGGCCGCAAAAUAUAUCUUCCCAAUACAGACCAGCGACAACAAAAAUGGUUACAUGCCGGCUAAAGAGACUGAAAUUCAUGCGAGACCUAAAACUUUAAAAUUGGUUGAGAGCACCACAGACGUAAAUCCUACUCUCUCUCCCAGUUCUAGUGGAGUUCCUUUAAUUAUUACUAAAAACCAGAGAAUACAGAGUGACCAAGGCAUGUGCGCUUUAGACAUUAAGGACAAUGACCAAAUGCUCGUGGAAAACAAGAGUGUCUCAAAAUUGUUUAGUUUCUUGCAAGUGUUAACGGCUAUGUUUGGCAGUUUCGCACACGGUGGAAACGAUGUGAGCAACGCGAUAGGUCCACUGGUGACUUUGUGGCUUAUUUAUACAGAAGGCACAGUUGAGCAAAAAUCGGAAACACCUUUAUAUAUACUAUUGUUUGGAGGUUUCGGUAUCUCGGUGGGUCUGUGGCUUUGGGGAAGGAGAGUAAUACAGACUAUUGGAGAAGAUUUGACCACAAUAACCCCAUCAACAGGAUUCACCAUUGAAAUUGGUGCAGCAUUUACAGUAUUACUGGCUAGUAAAAUUGGUAUCCCCAUCUCUACAACCCAUUGUAAAGUUGGUUCUGUAGUUUUCGUUGGUUAUUUCAGUGCAUCAAAAAAAGGAGUAGACUGGAGUUUAUUUAGAAAUAUCAUCUCAGCCUGGUUAAUAACAGUCCCCAUAGCAGCUUUAUUAUCAGCUGGAACCAUGUUUUUAUUACGUUAUCUAGUUUUGGUUUAAAGAGCUAAAUGUUAGCAGUAGCAACUGAUCACUCAGAUAAUAUCCACGUAAUAGUUUAAACAAUCGUAAAUGUGAAAUUUAAGGUUGUAGUUGCUGUAGUUGUCUUCGGAAUAGUUCUUACAGUUAUUUCAAAGCGAAUAUCCAUUGCAAACUAAACUUUUACUUUUAUAACAAUGCAACUAUUUUGUAUAAUUUUAUUUAAAUCAAAAAGGAUUUUGAAUAAACUUUUCAAACAAGUUUGUCUCAACAAAUUUAGGAAUAGGACCCUACUUCACAAAAUCUUAGAGUUCUAUUUACAAUUGUCACACUGAAAGCAAAAAAAAUCCUCCAUUGUGAUGGGUAUUCCUUCUAAAAAUGGUUCACAUUUCACCGCGCACCCAUAGAUACGUAUGAAAACUACAUCCUUAAUACCAACACAUUAGGGCCUACAUUCCACUCCGGCUUUUCUACCUUACAAAAAUUUAAGCGUAAAUUGUGUAAAUAUUAUCUGCAUGAUCGCAGUUUUACAAACUAAGAUUAAUGUCUCAACAUGGUGUUAGAUUUAGGGGAUAUAAUCGAUGUCCUUUUUUUGCCCAAACCAAAUCAAUUGUUUAUUUUUCUAUUUCAAUGAACUUUUUAGAACGUGAAAUUUAUCAAACCUGAGCGUGUAUAGUUUGUAUUUUUGUAAUUAGUUUGGCAAACUAGGUUUUAGAGGCAUGUCUGUGAUUGAAAAAUAAUUUUGCCAGUGUCUUGUUCUCGUUCAAACAAUUGUUAAAAUGAAGGAAGACGAAUGUUGUUGACAAAACAGAUCUAAAUUCAUAUACGGAAAAUAAAUUUGUUUUACUCAACAACGUUUCCAUCGAAGUUGCGAUUUUAUAAAAUUAAAUGCGUUGAAUUAUAAUUUUCGAAUAUAUUUUGUAAAGUAUUGUUAACAACGUGACGAAAACUGUACGGCACAUGUCAAAUUAAGGUUAGCGAAUAAAUUACAAACUGAAUAAAGUUUUAUAAAAAA
This is a messenger RNA of Zophobas morio, 3326 nucleotides long. RefSeq names its product Na[+]-dependent inorganic phosphate cotransporter type III (gene NaPi-III). NCBI's taxonomy places the organism in Eukaryota, Metazoa, Arthropoda, Insecta, Coleoptera, Tenebrionidae. Bases 656 to 2335 code for a protein of 559 amino acids. Gene Ontology annotation, cellular component: membrane. Gene Ontology annotation, molecular function: phosphate transmembrane transporter activity. Gene Ontology annotation, biological process: phosphate ion transmembrane transport. The transcript is spliced from 9 exons. The record is from RefSeq and is a predicted model, not a curated record.